Molecule: messenger RNA, 1657 nt
Organism: Ectocarpus sp. CCAP 1310/34
Lineage: Eukaryota; Phaeophyceae; Ectocarpales; Ectocarpaceae
Source: the annotation of a GenBank genome assembly
CCCGGGGGUCUUCGCGACGCUCAUGUUUCAGAUGCCCUCCGUAGUGCAAGGAGGCGUGUUCACGGUUUUCGACCCGUCAUUAUCGCCGCCGGAGUCAUCUCGAUCCCCAUUGGCCGACGCUGGGAACGGGUCUACCGCGUCCGAGGAUGACGGCAAGGGUGGGCGUAGCGUUUCUUUUUCAGGCCCCAGCAUGUACUACGUGGCCUUCUACACGGACUGCGAGCGCCAGCUCUCCCUCGUCACCGAGGGAAACCUGCUCACCCUCGUGUAUAACCUCCAGCGCGUGUCGCCGCCCGGCGGUGGCGGCGGCGCCGGGGGCCGGCCGUCGUCGUCUUUGAGGGGAUCGGUGAGACCGGAGGGGGCGUUAUCGCCGACUGCGUUGGCAAUGCCGGCGGGAGAGAAGUGGCACUGGGCUGCAGCAGACGCCAACUUUUUCGCCCCCGGAGCUGCUGCUGCGGCGGCGGCGUCUGGUAGCGGUGUCGCAGCUGCUGCCGCAGCGGCGGCGGCCGCCGCCGCCGCUGCUGCUUCCGCUGAAGCGUCUGGGGGUCUCGCCGGGAUUGGGAGCUCUCCAUGGUCAAAUGUGGCGCCGGGCGAGACGGCCGUCGCGACGAGGAGCGCGGCGAGCACGCACGCGCUCUGGCCCCGGGCGGAGGCCGACGCCGUCCGGAGAAGGGCGGCGGUAUUCGUUGAACCGCCCGCGGUGCCGCAGCCGGCCUCCGCCGAGCAUAUCGCGGAAAUCGUCCAAGCUGUUCGGAGCUGGGCGGCGGCGGGGGCAGCAGCAUCCGGAGGGGGCGAAGACGAUGUUGUUGUUCCCUCGAAGCUAGUCGUGGCACUCUCGCACCACUACCCGCCGUCGUGGUGGGCGUCAGAAGGAGGCGGAGGCGGCCUGGUCGGCAUGUCCCUCCUGAAGGGGCGUGACCGAGCCGUCUGCAACCUCUUGCGCUUAGCGCGGCAGGCCCUGGCCACGGAUCCGGCUGUGCCAUCAACCGAAGGGGCCGACAAGGGAGAAACGGCAGGGGCGAUGGAGGUGGGUACGGAGAAAGUGAAAGGGUUAGGGCGAGGGUCGGCGGCGGCAGCGGCGGCGGCAGCGGCAGCGGCAGCGGCGGCCUCACCGUCGACAGCUCUGGAUGCUGGAGGUAGGAAGGAAGGGGGGAGAUCAGAUGGUGCUGGUUCUGCAACGUGGAAUGGAGAGAGCGGCGUUCGAGAUGACGGGGCGGCUCUCGAGAUCUUUUUGACGCGAUUGGUGGUGUCGUACGGUAGCGAGAAGGAGGGGGCUUUCACCACGGGGCCCCUUGUGCCCCUCCAGCCUGGGGACCCCGAAGCUGAGGUGGAGCUGCCGAUGUGGGUGGAGGAAGGCCCGACGUUUCAAGGGCUCCAGCUCCUGCCGGACCAGGCUUUGCCGGUGGACAUCGCCUCCGAGGUCUUGCACUCCGGAGGUCUCGCCGCGCUUGCGGACCUCCAAGGCAGCUACGCGGAGGUGUUCUCUAGGGGACCCGAGGCGGUCGAGUUUCUCGGGAGAAAGGUCGACGAGUUGUGGCAACUCGAAGACUCGCCGGGCGCUUCUCUUAGCGGGGGGGUGGGGGCGGGCGAGGGAAGGCAGGCGAGGUUCUACACUCGUACGGCCAUUGUCUUCUGGCCGAAGGCGAAGCGAGCCGGG